This is a messenger RNA of Saimiri boliviensis boliviensis (Bolivian squirrel monkey), 3880 nucleotides long. The record is from RefSeq and is a predicted model, not a curated record. Lineage: Eukaryota; Metazoa; Chordata; Mammalia; Primates; Cebidae.
AUGAAAGUGACCGUGUGCUUCGGACGGACCUGGGUAGUCGUGCCGUGCGGGGACGGCCACAUGAAAGUUUUCAGCCUCAUCCAGCAGGCGGUGACCCGCUACCGGAAGGCCAUCGCCAAGGAUCCAAACUACUGGAUACAGGUGCAUCGCUUGGAACAUGGAGAUGGAGGAAUACUAGACCUGGAUGACAUUCUCUGUGAUGUAGCAGAUGAUAAAGAGAAUAUGCCUCUUCAUGUUCGAUGCAGUAGUGACCCAGCUCUAAUUGGCCUCUCCACCUCUAUCAGUGAUAAUAAUUUUUCCUCUGAAGAGCCUUCAAGGAAAAAUCCCACACGCUGGUCAACAACAGCUGGGUUCCUCAAGCAGAACACUGCUGGGAGUCCUAAAACCUGCGACCGGAAGAAAGAUGAAAACUACAGAAGCCUCCCACGGGAUACUAGUAACUGGUCUAACCAAUUUCAGAGAGAAAACGCUCGCUCGUCUCUGAGUGCCAGUCACCCAAUGGUGGGCAAGUGGCUGGAGAAGCAAGAACAGGAUGAGGAUGGGACAGAAGAGGGUAGCAGUCGUGUUGAACCUGUUGGACAUGCUGACACAGGUUUGGAGAACAUACCCAACUUUUCUCCGGAUGAUACGGUAAAGCUCGUACAAGUCCCCAACGAUGGAGGGCCUCUGGGAAUCCAUGUAGUGCCUUUCAGUGCUCGAGGCGGCAGAACCCUGGGGGUAUUAGUAAAACGAUUGGAGAAAGGUGGUAAAGCUGAACAUGAAAAUUUUUUUCAUGAGAAUGAUUGCAUUGUCAGGAUUAAUGAUGGCGACCUUCGCAAUAGAAGAUUUGAACAAGCACAACAUAUGUUUCGCCAAGCCAUGCGUACCCCCAUCAUUUGGUUCCAUGUGGUUCCUGCAGCAAAUAAAGAGCAGUACGAACAACUAUCCCAAAGUGAGAAGAACAAUUAUUAUUCAAGCCGCUUUAGCCCUGACAGCCAGUAUAUUGACAACAGGAGUGUGAACAGUGCAGGGCUUCACGCGGUGCAGAGAGCACCCGGAUUGAACCACCCGCCUGAGCAGAUAGACUCUCACUCACGACUGCUACCUCAUAGCACGCACCCCUGGGGAAAAUCGCCAUCCGCUCCGGCCCCAGCACCUCAGAAUGUAUUUAGUACGACUAUAAACAGUGGUUAUAACACCAAAAAAAUAGGCAAGAGGCUUAAUAUCCAGCUUAAGAAAGGUACAGAAGGUUUGGGAUUCAGCAUCACUUCUAGAGAUGUAACAAUUGGUGGCUCAGCUCCAAUCUAUGUGAAAAACAUCCUCCCCCGGGGGGCGGCCAUUCAGGAUGGCCGACUUAAGGCAGGAGACAGACUUACAGAGGUAAAUGGAGUAGAUUUAGCGGGCAAAUCCCAAGAGGAAGUUGUUUCCCUGUUGAGAAGCACCAAGAUGGAAGGAACUGUGAGCCUUCUGGUCUUUCGCCAGGAAGACGCCUUCCACCCAAGGGAACUGAAAGCAGAAGAUGAGGAUAUUGUUCUCACACCAGAUGGCACCAGGGAAUUUCUGACGUUUGAAGUCCCACUUAAUGAUUCAGGAUCUGCCGGCCUUGGUGUCAGUGUCAAGGGUAACCGGUCAAAAGAGAACCACGCAGAUUUGGGAAUCUUUGUCAAGUCCAUUAUUAAUGGAGGAGCAGCAUCUAAAGAUGGAAGGCUUCGGGUGAAUGAUCAACUGAUAGCAGUAAAUGGAGAAUCCCUGUUGGGCAAGACAAACCAAGAUGCCAUGGAAACCCUAAGAAGGUCUAUGUCUACUGAAGGCAAUAAAUGAGGAAUGAUCCAGCUUAUUGUUGUGAGGAGAAUAAGCAAGUGCAAGCUGAAGUCACCUGGGAGCCCCCCUGGACCUGAGCUACCCAUUGAAACAGCGUUGGAUGACAGAGAACGAAAAAUUUCCCAUUCCCUCUAUGGUGGGAUUGAGGGACUUGAUGAAUCGCCCAGCAGAAAUGCUGCCCUCAGUAGGAUAAUGGGUAAAUACCAGCUGUCCCCUACAGUGAAUAUGCCCCAAGAUGACACUGUCAUUAUAGAAGAUGACAGGUUGCCAGUGCUUCCUCCACAUCUCUCUGACCAGUCCUCUUCCAGCUCCCAUGACGAUGUGGGGUUCGUGACAACAGAUGCUGGUACUUGGGCCAAGGCUGCAAUUAGUGAUUCAGCCGACUGCUCUUUGAAUCCAGAUGUUGAUCCAGUUCUUACUUUUCAACGAGAAGGAUUUGGACGUCAGAGUAUGUCAGAAAAACGCACAAAGCAGUUUUCGGAUGCCAGUCAAUUGGAUUUCUUUAAAACACAAAAAUCAAAAAGCAUGGAUUUAGGUAUAGCUGACGAGACUAAACUCAAUACAGUGGAUGACCAGAAAGCAGGUUCUCCCAGCAGAGAUGUGGGUCCUUCCCUGGGUCUGAAGAAGUCAAGCUCAUUAGAGAGUCUGCAGACCACAGUUGCCGCGGUGACUCUGAAUGGGGAUAUUCCUUUCCAUCGCCCACGGCCGAGGAUGAUCAGAGGCAGGGGAUGCAAUGAGAGCUUCAGAACUGCCAUCGACAAAUCUUAUGAUAAGCCUGCGGCAGAUGAUGAUGACGAAGGCAUGGAGACCUUGGAAGAAGACACAGAAGAAAGUUCAAGAUCAGGGAGAGAGUCUGUGUCCACAGCCAGUGAUCAGCCUUCCCACUCUCUGGAGAGACAAAUGAAUGGAAACCAAGAGAAAGGUGAUAAGACGGAUAGAAAGAAAGAUAAAACUGGAAAAGAAAAGAAAAGAGAUAAGGAGAAGGAUAAAAUGAAAGCCAAGAAGGGCAUGCUGAAGGGCUUGGGAGACAUGUUCGGGUUUGGCAAACAUCGAAAAGAUGACAAGAUUGAGAAAACGGGUAAGAUAAAAAUUCAGGAAUCCUUUACGUCAGAAGAGGAGAGGAUACGAAUGAAGCAGGAACAGGAGAGGAUUCAAGCCAAAACUCGAGAAUUUAGGGAGCGACAGGCCCGGGAGCGUGACUAUGCCGAAAUCCAAGACUUUCAUCGGACGUUUGGCUGUGAUGAUGAGUUGAUGUAUGGGGGAGUUUCUUCUUAUGAAGGUUCCAUGGCUCUCAAUGCUAGACCUCAGAGCCCACGAGAAGGUCAUUUGAUGGAUGCUUUGUAUGCUCAAGUCAAAAAGCCGCGGAAUUCCAAACCUUCACCUGUAGACAGUAACAGAUCAACUCCUAGCAACCAUGAUCGGAUACAGCGUCUGAGGCAAGAAUUUCAACAAGCAAAGCAGGAUGAAGAUGAAGAAGAUCGUCGACGGACUUACAGCUUUGAGCAACCCUGGCCGAACGCGCGGCCGGCGGCGCAGAGAGGGCGGCACUCGGUGUCCGUGGAGGUGCAGAUGCAGCGGCAGCGGCAGGAGGAGCGCGAGAGCUCGCAGCAGGCGCAGCGCCAGUACAGCUCUCUGCCCCGGCAAAGCAGGAAAAAUGCCAGCUCAGUCUCCCAGGACUCUUGGGAGCAGAACUACUCCCCCGGGGAAGGCUUCCAGAGUGCCAAAGAGAACCCCAGGUACUCCAGCUACCAAGGUUCCAGGAAUGGCUACCUGGGAGGACAUGGCUUCAACGCCAGGGUCAUGCUGGAAACGCAGGAGCUCCUCCGCCAGGAACAGAGACGGAAGGAGCAGCAGAUGAAGAAGCAGGCUCCUUCCGAGGGGCCCAGCAAUUAUGACUCUUAUAAGAAAGUCCAGGACCCCAGUUACGCCCCUCCCAAGGGACCCUUCCGGCAAGACGUGCCCCCAUCCCCUUCUCGGGUCGCGAGGCUGAACAGACUUCAGACUCCUGAGAAAGGGAGGCCCUUCUAUUCCUGAGCACGCGGAGAACGGAUGCUUCAUGUCAAGCAAUAAAAGACAUUUU